Sinocyclocheilus rhinocerous is the source of this 3237-nucleotide messenger RNA. RefSeq names its product myotilin-like. Gene Ontology annotation, molecular function: cell-cell adhesion mediator activity. The record is from RefSeq and is a predicted model, not a curated record. The transcript has 16 exons. Gene Ontology annotation, biological process: homophilic cell-cell adhesion; axon guidance; dendrite self-avoidance. NCBI's taxonomy places the organism in Eukaryota, Metazoa, Chordata, Actinopteri, Cypriniformes, Cyprinidae. The coding region runs from base 240 to 2669 and encodes 809 amino acids. Gene Ontology annotation, cellular component: plasma membrane; axon.
CCCACUUCUCCAUUUCUUUCACUGGGUAGAAGACUUCCAGUCAAAGAGGGGGGCAAACAAGACUUGCUGUGCACUCUCUUCGAGAGGGGAAGAGUGCAACAAGGAGGGAUUCUGUCUUCCUAACGUCCUUUAACCUUGGUGUUAUCAGCCCAGGGGAAUUUGCAUUGGCCCCUCCACACUAAGAGGAUACACCGUGCCUCCUGCUGGGCUCAUCCACACUCUUCGGAGAUACUGGAAACAUGGCACAGAUUCAGAAAAAAACCUCAACUAUGUCCCUAACUAUAUCAUCAUGCUCCCGUGACACAUCCUCCUCCUCCUCCUCCUCCUCCUCUUCAUCAUCAUCAUCCUCUGCUACAAUACAGCAGAGGCACUCAAGUUUAGUACAGCCUGUCUGCAUUAGUCCUCAAAUGGUUCAGAACACAAACCAGGGUUCAGGGAAUCCCGGAGUGUCUCCAACUUUUGUCAAGUGUCUUCAUGACGUGAGUACAGUGAAGGGGCAGCUGGUGGUCCUGGAGUGCAGGAUCAGAGGAACUCCUCCGCUGCAGAUCUCCUGGUUCAGAGAGAACGAGCAGAUCAUCGACUCGGCAGACUUCCGGAUCCUUAGAAAGAAGGCAAGUUCAGCUUCUGUUCCUGAGGAAUUGUGCACCCUCGUGAUCACAGAGGCGUAUCCAGAAGAUUCUGGAAUAUUUAAAUGCACAGCAUCAAAUCAGUUUGGAACAGUAACAUGCAGUGCUAUUCUUGAAGUAUAUACAGACCUAGAGGAGGUUUUGGGAGCGGAGGAUGAGCCUUCCUCUCUAAGCUCAGCUGGACUAGAGCCGGAUGACCAGCCCUUGUUACUACAAGACACACUAAUUCCUCCUCCAGAAUGGCCUGACAGCUCUGAGGAAGAGACUGCUGCCCCUGUAGCACGGGAGUCUCUUGUGGACACAGAGAGCAAACAGGGUUCUGCCAGUCAGGUGACUGAAGCUGCUGAGCUCUCCUCAAUGAGCAAACUUGAUCCUCCAGCAAAGGGGGUUAAAAACAGUGUCCCACAUCCAUUCCUUCCCACCAGCAAGCUGAGUAAACCAGUGGAGCCCAGAGGCAGUGCCAUGAACGUGGCUGACCUGCCCACCUUCUCGCCAUCGCUGUACCCACCCAGUGCCUUUAAUUAUGAGCGCCCUCGCCAUUUCAUCCAGUCCCUGCCCAGUUUCCACACACCCGACACUGAGAUCAGCAAACCCAACAGCCUCAGUCCCCCAGCUUCAACUGCUGCACCAUUAGUGAGUCCUCCUCAGCCUGGACCCACUCGAACAUCAAUGUGUUCAAGCAUGACUUUGAUUCCUAAACCACAGAGCUCUCCAAACAAUGAGAAACUAUCAUCAGCAGCUUUCCUCUCAUCUGUCCUGCCUUCACUACCGAGCUCCCAGGCCAAAUGCAUAUCCAUACCUCAAUCUCCAUAUCCCCGGUGCUCCCCUAGAUCACCCAGCCCAACACCAAAGGCCCAAGAACAGCCUCUGUCUCCUCCACGUCAGUCGCUGAAUCAUGCUCCUGCAACUGUCCCAUGCCCGAAAACAUCUGCUCCACCUCUACAGCCCCCACCUGUGUCUCACAUGAGCUACACAUCCAACACCUUGCCAAAGCCAAUCUUGAAGAAGACUGUUUCCCGACCAGCGUCUCGUGCCACAGAUGAAGAGAUUCAGGGCACAAAAGAUGCUCUUAUCCAGGACCUUGAAAAGAAGCUACGGAACAAAGCUCCCCAACAAAGGAACAUUCAGAAGAUGUCAUAUGAGGAGCGGAUGGCGAGAAGAUUGUUGGGAGCAGAUAAUGCCGCCUCAGUAUUUGAUCUUGAAAAUGCAUUAAUUUCACAGCCUGCACAGCCAGGCUCUCCAGAAGGUCUCCAGCCUGAAGGAAUAUGGUCCAGAAAGAAUCGUCCCGGAGGGGACAGUGCAGAGGCAUCAACCAUCCAAGAGAAGUGUUUUGCUCCUCGUUUUAUACAAGUGCCGCAAGAUCUUACUGUUGAAGAGGGACGAUUCUGCAGGAUUGAUUUUAAGGUUGUAGGUUUGCCAACGCCAGAUAUUUUUUGGUAUCUGGAUGGGCAACUCAUCCGACCUGAUGAUUACCAUAAGAUGCUGGUGUGUGAGAAAAGCGUCCACUCCUUCAUUAUUGAAGUCGUGACCAUUCAUCAUGCAGGUGUAUAUGAAUGUGUAGCGAAGAACCGUGCCGGAGAGAGCCACUUCUCUCUGCGCCUGGAUGUGAUUGCUCAGGAGCAGUUGUGUCCUCCCACAUUUGUGGUGAAGAUGAGGAAUUCUCGGGUUCUUGAGGGUGAUGCUGUGCGGUUAGAGUGUAAGGUGGCGGCUUCUCCAACACCUCAGCUCUACUGGAAGAAAGACAAGGAAAUGCUUCGAAUCGACCCCAUGAGAAUGAGUCUUUCUCAGGACGAUUCAGGAAAGCAGUGUUUGGUCAUUGAUCCAGUGAUAAAGUCUGAUGCGGGCUGGUACACUGUAUCUGCCAUUAAUGAAGCAGGCAUGUCCACAUGCAACUCCAGGCUAGACGUGGGCACUCGACUGAAUAAGUCUACCCCUCCAGUCAGGACGCUGAGGAGUCUUCCCAUCUUGAGCCAGUUUUCCACAUUGAGCACAGAGCCCGUUCCUCAUCACACUGCCCCACUAUAUGAGAGCGAAGAACUGUAGACACUCGUCUGAGUCAUGCAGCUUUCAUGUCGACAUCUGAUAUUAUUAUGCAGUAUUUAUGUAGUAUAUUUCUCUGUAAAUGAGCCAGUUAAGCAGUUUAGCCAGUGCCGCUGAUGUUUGCCAUUCCAGCAGAAUCAACACGCUCUCAUGGUUGAUUUGGUUGGAAAUGGAUAACCAGUCUCAUGUAAAGCUGCAUAUUUAUGACACCCAGUACAAGAGAAAAAAAAUGUAUCUUAGUUUGUUAGUUUUGCAUAAACUAGACUAAUGCUUUGAUUGCUGUAUGCACUGUGGAAGCUCAAUAUGUGUGCAGUGUCUUCACUGAUACACUCGGAAAAUACAUAAUGAUCUUAUAUGUACUGAAGAUGAUAUUUGUUGGAAUUUUUGCUACUAGUACAAAGAAUUUGGUCAAAUGUAUUGAUUACAGUCCUGAACACAGAUGUCAUGUGUUAAAUAUGAUGAACAUUUGAGUAAAGAUCUUUGUGAAAACAGAUUUAUCUCUAAGUAUUUUUCCCUGUCAUGACACACUCUCACAUGACAAUAUCAAAUAUAUCAAAAACCUGCCAAAGAA